CUGCCUGCUCCGGAGGCUGGCUGCGCGGUGGCGGCCGAGGCUGGCAGGGGUGGACCCCGAGGCCGGGCUGUGCUCGCUUCACGCAGGCUCCUGGACUACAUGUGCAACUGCCUUCCUCUAUCUCUAUUUUUAUCUUUAAAUAUGUCCUCACUUUUGAAGGAUUUUAAAAAGGUGAACUUUAUCCCAAUGACUAUCUGAAUUCAAGUUCCAUCUGUGACUUCCUUUGGACAACUGAUGAUAUUUAUCAUUGUGCCAAGUUUCUACAAAUAAAAGAUGGGUGGAUUAUUUUCUAGAUGGAGGACAAAACCUUCAACUGUAGAAGUUCUAGAAAGUAUAGAUAAGGAAAUUCAAGCAUUGGAAGAAUUUAGGGAAAAAAAUCAGAGAUUACAGAAAUUAUGGGUUGGAAGAUUAAUUCUCUAUUCUUCAAUUCUUUAUCUGUUUACAUGCUUAAUUGUAUAUUUGUGGUAUCUUCCUGAUGAAUUUACAGCAAGACUUGCCAUGACACUCCCAUUUUUUGCUUUUCCAUUGAUCAUCUGGAGCAUAAGAACAGUGCUUAUUUUCUUCUUUUCCAAGAGAACAGAAAGAAAUAAUGAAGCACUGGAUGAUUUAAAAUCCCAGAAGAAAAAAAUACUUGAAGAAGUCAUGGAAAAAGAAACUUACAAGACAGCUAAAUUAAUUCUCGAAAGGUUUGAUCCAGACUCAAAGAAAGCAAAGGAGUUUGAGCCGCCAUCUGCUGGAGCAGCUGUAACUGCAAGACCUGGACAAGAGAUUCGUCAGCGAACUGCAGUACAAAGAAACCUUUCUCCAACACCAGCAACCUCUAAUCAGGGCCCUCCUCCACAAAUUCCGGUAUCUCCUGGACCACCAAAGGACACUUCAGCCCCUGGUGGACCACCAGAAAGAACUGCUACUCCAGCCCUAUCAUCAAAUGUGUUACUGAGACGUCUUGGAUCCCCUGCUACUUCAGUGCCUGGAAUGGGCCUUCAUCCUCCAGGUCCACCUUUGGCAAGACCCAUUCUUCCCCGAGAACGAGGUGCUCUGGAUAGGAUUGUUGAAUAUUUAGUUGGUGAUGGUCCACAGAACAGGUAUGCUCUUAUAUGUCAGCAGUGUUUUUCUCAUAAUGGCAUGGCUUUGAAGGAAGAAUUUGAAUACAUUGCUUUUCGAUGUGCCUACUGUUUUUUCCUGAAUCCUGCAAGAAAAACCAGACCCCAGGCUCCAAGGCUUCCAGAGUUUAGUUUUGAGAAGAGGCAGGGAGUAGAAGGUUCAAGUUCAGUUGGUCCCUUACCAUCAGGAAGUAUGCUUUCAUCAGAGAACCAGCUCAGUGAAGAACCUUUAGAAGAACAAGAUGUUCUAGAUAAUAAUACAGAGCAAACAGAUGACAAAAUAUCAGCUAUAGAGCAGACGGACCAAGUGAUUGAAAAUGCAUCUGGCUUAGAGGAACCAGAGGAGAAAGAAGAGACUGAGAAUGAAGAAACCUCAAUAAAUGAAGCCAAAUCAACAGUUCCCAGAGCUGAUUCUAUUUCUGAUCUUGAACUAAGUGGAGAAUCUUCGAUGACAAAGUAGUAAAUGCUUCCACGUGCCUUCAACUGGAUGUUUGUAGUCUUAUUGAUGUCAGUUAUUGCUUUUUUGUGGUACUUCUUAAAAAUUGUUUUGCCCUUUUAAGUAUAUGCUUGAUAUCAUUUGAAUUCAGAUUGCCUAGCAAUUUCAGUGUGUAAGAGUUAUAUCUACUGGGUAUUAAGAGCAACUGGUAUCAGUUAAUUAAGAACCUUUUGAAUACAUAAAGAUCCACACUCUUUAGACAGCUUUUAGAUAUUUUUUUUUGUCUAUUUUAAAAGUAAAAAAAAAAAUAGCAUUCUUGUUUUCUAUAUGCGUAACCUAUAAAUAAUAUUUUGACAUAGGAAGAACUUUGAUUAGGAAUAAGUUCUCUAAUAGUGUUUGUUUUAAGGAAUGAAACACAAGAUUUUGAGUACUUUCUCAUUAAAAACGGAAAUAAUUUAAAUUUUGAGAUAUUUGCCAGUGGGGAGGAAAUGUCUAUUUGGGUGUUUACAUUAAGUGAUACGAAAGUUACAACUGUAACUACAUAGGCAUUGGUACGAAUUCUCAAGAAUGCAAUUGAACAGUCAAGUACAGUGUUUCUUUUGAUGUCUUUUAUUUUGCAGCUGGGCCAAAGGCACAUGAUGUAUAUAAUUAGUUUAUGUUUACAUAUUAACAUAUAGGAAAUACAUCUGCACUUGACUGUACUUGAAUUCUUAGUAUUAUUUAUACUUGUAAAAUAAUGAUGAUAUAUAAGUGAAUUUUGUGCUCUUGUGUGUAUUUUGUUAAGGAAAAUAAAGAUGAUCUGGCAGCAGUUUCUUUUUGUUAAAUAUCUGGACUUCAAAUAGUAUUUUGGUGGAUGACUUUGCUAUCUGAAAAAUCCUAGAUGGAAGAGUUCACAGUAUGAUGUAUAUAUUCUGCUUAGAACAAAUUAUUAAGCAUUUCUUCAGACUUGUUGCCUUUCAGGUUCAGAGAAAUAAUGACAUUUAUAGUUUCUAAUCAGAGGUUAGGUUUUUCUGAUUCAGGAACACAUUAGGCCAUUCGUAGGUUUUAACUUUGAGAGACAAGAAUGUUUUUCGUGAAUAGCAAUUAACUAAUUGCUGAUAAUUCAUUCAAUUAAAUAUGUGCACUAAGCAUCAAGUGGGAAAAAACUUUGACCCAGAAUGAAAAUACUUGGGCCUUAAAUACAGUGUAAAUACAGUGUUACAGCUUCCAUUUAACCUUUCUUCUCCAGUAUACAAAAAAAAUUGAAAUCAAAUUAUUAUGCCAAAGGGCGGAAUAUAAGAAUAUGUGUGUAUGGCUGAUGUUUUGGUUGUACAUGGUAUUAAAAUUGAAUAAAACUUUUUGUAUUAUUUAAAAUUUAUUUUUAUGAUUUAAUAUCUCAUAUCUGACAGGUAUUUCUAAUGAACCAAAUCUGUUAAUGGUCUGAGGCAUUUUAGUAUAGUGGACACAGUUUUCAUACACAUGGAACUGGACUUAAAUUCCAGCUCUGUAAUCUUGGGCAAGUCCCCUAAACUCUGUGCAACUGUUUUCUCACCUUUAAAAUGGGAAGGAUAAUGUCUAUUUUUCAGAGAUAUUGGGUUGAUAAAAAUAAUUUAUAUAAUAUGGUUAGCUCACUGUCUGAUAACUCAUAGGUAUUUCUUCCUCUGUGAUACUGGGAAUUGAAAGAACCCAGGUACUCUACUAUAUUCCCCCCC
Molecule: messenger RNA, 3230 nt
Organism: Urocitellus parryii (Arctic ground squirrel)
Lineage: Eukaryota; Metazoa; Chordata; Mammalia; Rodentia; Sciuridae
Gene: Lnpk
Product: lunapark, ER junction formation factor
Biological process (GO): endoplasmic reticulum tubular network organization
Cellular component (GO): endoplasmic reticulum tubular network
Source: RefSeq, a predicted model, not a curated record